AGUGUAAAGUAGAGCAGACGGAGGAGGUAGUGGAUCCAGGCUGGAAAUCAUGUUCCUGUCCACCGACAGCUAGCUGGGGUCAAUGGGGUAUUGAAUGCGCGACUCGUAGAACUCGUAGAACAUAAGAAGAAAACGCCGUGCACUGACUAGCCAAAGUAGAGCUUAGCUGCACUUUCUCUCUCCCUCUCUCUCUCUUCUCUCUCUCUCUCGCUGUCUCUCUGUCUGUGCUGCUGCCCAGUUGCUGCUGAGCUGCAGUUCUGUUCUGAGACCCCAAGGAGAGGAGCUCUCGAUCUCCUUCUCUUGCUCGCCUCGGAUCUGCCGCUGUUCUAGAGGUGGUGGCGGGGAGCGGGCGGAGGCAUCGUCAGAGGUGGAAGGCCGGCUGGCUGGUUGGCAAGCGAAAUUAUAGAAAGAGCGAAGAGGGAGGAGAUUGAGCGGAGGACAGCGAGAGAGACGGGAGAGGGAGGGAGGCAGGGAGAGGGUGGGAAGAUUGAGAGAGAAGGAGAGAGGGAGAGAGGGAGAGAGGGAGAGGGAGAAGACAGACAGAGUGAGGUAAAGAGGAAGGUAGCAUAGAGUGGAGAGAAAUAGAUUGGUGUUAUUAUCAUACGGAGAGGAAAGCGAGGAGUGGAUCAGGGGAGGGAAAAAGAUAGGGAGAUCGAUGAAGAGCAAGAAUUCCAACAGCCUCCCGGCUGAUAUGUACUUGUUCGACUCGCCCAAGACGCUCCAGAAUCCCCUGCUGCAGCACAGAGAAAACGCAUCGCACCUGCAUCCUUCCACUCCGGGCAAAGCCAAGAUGGAGAGGAACAACCACUUCGGAGAUGUGCAAAGUCGAUCCUAUAACUUCUUUUUCGUGCUUUGCGUGUCGCUCUUCAUUCUCAUGGCCGGUGCCUACAUGCUCCGAGGCGAGAACAGUUCGGUGGAGAAGAAAUUCAGAGAUGUUAGAGAGACGGAGAAUGCAAUUCCUGAGAUGUGGAGGAGCCAGGCCUGGCAGAAAAGUGUCCGCCAGUCGUGCCACGUGAAGCGAGACGAUGGGUUCGUCGUUCUCGUCACGGGCGCCGCGGGCUUCGUGGGCUCGCAUGUCGCCAAGGCUCUGAAGAAACGAGGAGAUGGAGUCGUAGGCCUAGACAAUUUUAACAAUUACUACGAUCCGUCGCUGAAGCGGGCCCGGCAGUCGCUUCUUGACAAGGCCGGAGUGUUUGUGAUAGAAGGGGACAUCAACGAUGCCAUCCUCCUCAAGGAGCUCUUCGACAUGAUCCCAUUCACGCACGUCAUGCACUUGGCAGCUCAAGCUGGCGUGCGCUACGCGCUGGAGAAUCCGGGCUCGUAUGUACAUAGCAACAUCGCAGGGCUGGUCACGCUUCUGGAGCAAUGCCGCAAAGCUAACCCUCAGCCGGCCUUCGUCUGGGCCUCGUCGAGCUCAGUCUACGGAUUGAACACCAAAGUGCCCUUCGCAGAGAGCGAUCGGACCGACCAGCCGGCGAGUCUGUACGCUGCGACGAAGAAGGCGGGCGAGGAGUUCGUGCACACUUACAACCACAUCUACGGCCUCUCGAUCACAGGCCUGCGGUUUUUCACAGUGUAUGGACCAUACGGCCGCCCCGACAUGGCCUACUUCUCAUUCACUCAGAACAUCCUCGCCGGUAAGCCCAUCACCAUCUACCAGGGCGCAGGCAAGGCCGAUUUAGCUCGUGAUUUCACCUUCAUUGAUGACAUCGUCAAAGGAUGUGUCGCAUCCCUGGACACGGCGGAGAAGAGCACCGGCACCGGCGGCAAGAAGCGAGGUCCGGCCCAGCUGAGAACCUUCAACUUGGGCAACACGUCUCCCGUCACGGUGCCCACUCUGGUCAGCAUCCUGGAGAAGCAUCUGAAAGUGAAGGCCAAGAAAAAUUUUGUCAAGAUGCCGCGCAACGGAGACGUGCCUUUCACCCACGCCAAUGUCACGCUUGCGAGGAACGAGCUGGGGUACAACCCUACCACGGACCUGACAUCCGGAUUGAAAAAAUUCGUCAAAUGGUACCAAACCUACUACGAGGUGGCCACUUCUUAGGCUUGAGCCUCGAGAUGUAACUUUCACCGAUUCCAGGCAACGAUCUGAGCCCAGAACGCUGCUAUCAAUGUGCAUACGGGCCUGGAUGUGCAGAAAGUGAAUUCUUUUCAUUCAUUUAGCUGUAGUGCCUCGGGGGCUGCGCCCCACUCUCAAGCUGACUACAUGAGAUAGGACAUGUGACAGAGCAUGUGAAUUUUGUGCCGAAAGCGCUGGCAAGGUUCCUAAUCUGCGGGUUUCCCCACUGCAAUUUGUGUGUGGAAGUUUUGAAGAGUGGUAGGAAAAAGUGCGAACCCCUAGCAUUACUGUAUUGAGGAAAAUAAGUGUGGAUUAGAACAUGGUCUUAGGGCUCAUAGAGCUACGGAUUUGUAGGGAAGGAAUGAUAGUCGCUUCUCUUGUACAUUAUCUGCAUCAAAGGACGAGUAGGAUUGGAACCUAUUUUCGACUCUGAAUUAUGACUGAGGAUGACCUCAAGUAAAUUAUACGCACUUUUUCUCUGCGAUUUCUAAACUCUUGCAAUUCUUGUUUGGCUAUCCUAGAUCACUUAGCUUGAAUUUCCUAGUCCGCUCGACUUCCAUUUUGGGCGCUUUGGCCUGCAGUCAGAGGGAGAAAUGUCUGUUUACUGUUUCUCACUACGUCUGAAUUCUGGGAAAUCUCUUCCUUUCGUACUGUAGUUUGAUUGUAGCAUGGUCGUUAGGGCGGUGAACCUCGCGUACACAAUUUAGCCUGCUGCCGAGAUAUCUGAGCGUCUUAGUUACCCAAUUGUUGGUUCCUCUUCUUGAGUUUCUGUUGGGAAGCACUCGAAUCACACGGAUGGUAUGUUAAGUUCGUUCCGGGACCUUUAUAUCAUGUUCAAAGUCGUGUAGGUUGUCGACUCCUGCCUUUGUGCCGUUUAUGAGCUUCAUGAAGGAAGUAGAAGUUUGGUGUCUGCUCGAUGCAUGGAGUCAGUUCACAUCUUCAGUCGCCAUUGACUUUUCGUGAGUGACUACGUACAAUCGGCGAGUGUCCCAUAAACUCUGUACGAGCUCACAUGGAGCUGGUAGUUAACAUCUGUGUCUCUUCACUUGUAUUCAGGAGAGUGGCGCUCGUGGCCCAAUUUCGCCUCACCUACCUACAACCGCGUUCGCCCUGUGCAUGAUGAAUCUGAGGAUGCACGCGUUGCAGGAUGAAUCUGAGUUUCAACACUUUGAAAACUGGAACCCCAGACCUGUUGAAACGGACACAAUCUGGCUUGUU
Marchantia polymorpha subsp. ruderalis is the source of this 3277-nucleotide messenger RNA. NCBI's taxonomy places the organism in Eukaryota, Viridiplantae, Streptophyta, Marchantiopsida, Marchantiales, Marchantiaceae. The record is from the annotation of a GenBank genome assembly.